Medioppia subpectinata is the source of this 1224-nucleotide messenger RNA. The record is from the annotation of a GenBank genome assembly. Lineage: Eukaryota; Metazoa; Arthropoda; Arachnida; Sarcoptiformes; Oppiidae.
GAUACAAAGUGUCCGACACCCGGAUGUAACGGUUCCGGUCACUCGACUGGCCUAUACUCACACCAUCGAAGUCUAUCGGGUUGUCCGCGCAAGAGUCAGAUCACACCAGAAAUCCUGGCACUACACGAGACAAUACUUAAGUGUCCGACACCGGGAUGUAAUGGUCGGGGACACGUCAACUCGUCCCGCAAUUCCCACCGCAGUUUGUCGGGCUGUCCAAUGGCUGCGAUGGAGAAGAUGUGCCAAAAGGAAAAGGGUAGCAAAAUAGUUGUCGUUCCCUCGUGUCUGUCCGUAACGCCUACCGCAUCGCCGGCCCCACAGCCGAUGCCGACGACUCUGCCGGUGGCCAUUUGCCCGCCGGUGAUGACCACCACUUCGGAUCGGGUGCUGAGGCCCAUGUGUUUUGUGAAACAGUUGGAUCUGCCCGGCAAAUACAAUUCGGGCCAAACGGCCAGUUAUGCCACUCCGCGCACAAAUCUGGCCAAAGAGCUCGAGAAGUACAGUAAACCACAGUCGGAGGUCGACUAUCCGUUGGGCGGAGGCGGUGGCGGUCCGGUUGCGGUCAAUACUGGUGCGCCCUAUUGUCGACCCAUAUUAGCCAAACCAAACAAAAUGUUAUCAAAUGAGCACAACAUUCAUAACCCAAACGCAUUCAGACCUAACGAGAGUCACGACUCGUCGCCCGUCAUUGACCAGAGGACACAUAAUUACAAGACUGAACACACGUACGAUUCGUGUCAAAUGAUCUCAUCCGACAGUCACCGACGGAACUCUUCAGUCCUGGACUUGUCCACCAAAAGUGACGAUUCGGACUCAUCAUCAAUGGAUGUCCCCCUCAGAGCCAAUAAAAUAACUGAAUCUUGUCGUUAUUCUCGGCGUUCAAACGGAAGCGUUGACUACCGGGAGUCGAGUCCGCUGUCAGAGCCAUUGGACUUCUCGGCGACCACUCAUACCUCGCAUAACAACAAUAAUAACACUACUCUAUGCGUGAAGAGUGAGUCCAUAUCGGGUUCGCCACCGCAUCCACAGCUCACACAACACUCGCCAAACUCUGUGUCUCUGCUGUCGUCGCCGCCGCUGUCGUCGUCGGUCAACGCGUCCGUCGGCGCCAACAACUCGUCAUCUCUAUUGAGUCACAACUAUCUGCCGCUCAGGAGUCCGUCGCCGGAGGAGUCGUCGAGUGUCCGCUCCUAUAGUAAUAAUACCGACGAUUACAGCGACUGC